AUGGCUGAUUUCACGCUCUGCAUAGUGGGUUGUGGCAACCUGGGGACAUCCAUCCUCCAAAGCCUGCUCAAGGCUCCCGACGACGGAGAAGCCAUCAAGUUCGACCACUUUAUCGCCUGCGUACAUAGCCCCGCCUCGGAGCAACGACUAACGAAGCAAUUCGGGCAAGAGAAAGAAUCAGGAAAACUGCGCAUCUCAAGAGGCGACAACAUCAAAGCAGUCCAGGAUUCAGACAUCGUUAUCCUCGGCGUAGAUCCAUCAGAUGUCGAGGCCACGCUGAAGCAAAACGGCUUCUCACAUGCGCUCAAGGGCAAACUACUCAUCAGCAUUGCCGCUGGCUGGACGAGAGAGUCACUGGAGGACUUGCUCGCCCCGAACGUGACCUUGUUGAGCAAAGAGGAGAGGAUCUGGGUGCUUCGCACGCUUCCCAACAUCGCGGCUCAAGUCUCCCAAUCCCUGACCGCUAUUGAAGCCCCGCGCGAGAGCUUCCCGCGCGAGUACAUGGAAAUGGCCGAUUCUAUAUUCUCGCAGAUAGGCAAGACAGUGCACAUUGCGCCCCGACUCAUGAACGCCACGACCGCUGUUGGAGGCUCCACACCGGCGUUCUUCGCUGUUAUCUGUGAUGCUUUGAUCGAUGCGGCGGUCGCGGUUGGGGUACCGCGCGCGCAGGCGCAGGUGAUGAUUUAUCAGAGCAUGAAGGGCACGGCGGAGAUGCUGCAGAGUGGCGUACACCCAGGUGUUCUCAAAGACCAGGGGACGUCGGCAGAAGGAUGCACGAUUGGAGGGUUAAUGGUGCUUGAGGAAGGAGGUGUGAGAGGGCACCUGGGCAAGGCGCUAAGAGAGGCGGUUACCAUUGCGCGGUUGAUGGAGAGCGGAGAUGAGAAUUUGCAUGUGAAUGAUACGCGACACUAG
Molecule: messenger RNA, 912 nt
Organism: Dothidotthia symphoricarpi CBS 119687
Lineage: Eukaryota; Fungi; Ascomycota; Dothideomycetes; Pleosporales; Dothidotthiaceae
Product: pyrroline-5-carboxylate reductase
Exons: 2
Coding region: 1-912 (303 amino acids)
Biological process (GO): L-proline biosynthetic process
Molecular function (GO): pyrroline-5-carboxylate reductase activity
Source: RefSeq, a predicted model, not a curated record